Cloeon dipterum is the source of this 4883-nucleotide messenger RNA. RefSeq names its product Egl_like_exo domain-containing protein (gene egl). Gene Ontology annotation, biological process: nucleobase-containing compound metabolic process. The coding region runs from base 95 to 2578 and encodes 827 amino acids. Gene Ontology annotation, molecular function: nucleic acid binding; 3'-5' exonuclease activity. The record is from RefSeq and is a predicted model, not a curated record. The transcript has 9 exons. Lineage: Eukaryota; Metazoa; Arthropoda; Insecta; Ephemeroptera; Baetidae.
UGGAGUACGGAAUUCAAUAUGGCGCUGGUGCUGUAGACGGAGGGCCCUUGUGGCUGUCACUCGGACGCUGAAUUUGGGCCGGAGCGCAGUCCCGAUGGAGAGCUGCGAGUACGAGAUGGUUCGUAACAAGACGCUUCUCUUCUUCUUCGAGCGGCUGAUGGACAAGGGUGGCCCGCGCACCCUGCACGACCUGAGCUGCCAGUUCGGGGCCAAGGGCUUCACCAAGGAGAUGAGGCAGAUCGCCGGUGGCUCGCAGUCCGGCCUCAAGAAGUUCCUCGCCCAAUACCCCUCGCUCUUCACCAUCAACGGGGACUUUGUCUACGUCAACCAGUUCACCGGACAGUCUGGAGACAACGGCAGCAACAACGGGCAGCGGGGCGUUCGGGAGCGGGACUACGCGCAGGAGGCGGUCGAGUACUUCAGCGCCAAGCUGAGCCAGUACGGCCCUGGCACGGAGGUGCCGAUCCGCAGCCUGCUGGGCCACAGGUCGCAGGCGUCGCCCGAGGUGCGUCACAUCUCCGGCCAGCACAUCAGCACGUUCCGCGAGUUCCUGAUGCGCCACCCGGACGCGUUCGCCGUCGGCGAGGAGGCGGUGAUGCUGCGCGAGUACGAGGGCAUGCAGCCCAACCCCUUCCACGAGCUGCCCCCGGAGACCAGUGUGGACCCUGAGAUCACCUCCAAGCUCAUCAACUUCCUCGUCGCCUGCCUGGAGGGAAAAGGCCCCAUGCUGGUCGACCAGCUCUUCCACUCGGUCUGCACCAAGUUCCCUCAGGAUGUGUGGUCUUGCAUGUUCAAAACGCCGCAAGACCUGUCCACCUUCCUGAAGAUGAACUCGAACACGUUCAACGUGCAGAGUUCGCUUGUAACGCUGGUGCAGCGGCCGAACGCGACCACCGGCCUGACGUCGAGCCCUUCGCCGCAGACGCAGCACAACCCCACCAAAGAACUGGAUCAGUGCAACAACAAUGAGAAUCUCAACAUUGAGUCGGAACUAAACAUCAACAACAACAUCAACUUCGCCCCGUCGGUCGGGACCGGACAGAAGCAGACGCCUAAAAUAAUGAGUCUACGCCAGAGGAUUAACUCUUUGGUCAUGAAGACCCUGGCGGACAACACGGAGAGAGACCGCAUCGCAGCCUCAGCCAGCAUCCACUCGACAGCUAGUACACCUCCAGACACGUCAGGGAACAGAACGCGGGUGCUGCAAAAGUCGCGUGUCAUCCAGAGCGUGCAGGAGGCGAACGCGGUCAUUUCUGAAAUAUACAAAAGCAAACCUUGCGCCGUCUCGUUCGACUGCGAGGGAAUCAACCUGGGCGCGCGUGGCCAGCUCACCCUGAUGCAGUUGGCCACCUUGAAUGGCAAUGCGUACGUCUUCGACCUCCUCACCUGUCCUGCCCUGAUCUCCGAAGGCGGCCUCCACACUUUACUUGAGUCUUCAGAAAUUGUUAAGAUUAUUCACGACUGCCGGAACGACAGCGUUAAUUUGUACAACCAGUACGGCAUUACGCUAAACAACGUUUUUGACACGCAGGCGGCACACGCGAUCCUGCAGCUGCAAGAGACAGGCAAGCCGGUGUACAAGGUGAAGAACGUGAGUCUGAACACGCUGUGCGAGCUCUACCAGGCGCCCAUCAACCCCAUGAAGGACCAGCUCAAGAGCGUCUACCGCCGCGACCAGCGCUUUUGGGCUCGCAGGCCGCUCACCAGGGACAUGAUUUUCUACGCGGCCGCCGACGUGCUCGCACUCGUGCCCCAGGUCUACGAGGGCAUGCGCAGGCUGAUUCAACCCGAGCGCGAAGCCCUUUUCCAAGACUUGUGCAAAGAGCAGGUGAUGAUGCACGUGACUCCGUCGGAGGUCAAACUGCAGAAGAAGCAGCGCAAAGUCGAGACUGAGGUCGUCGACCUGAAGAACAAACUGGCUAUCGCCCAGGGUGCUAAGUCCCUGGUGCUGAGCAACAGGGAAAUUAGACUGCUUAGAUAUGUUGAGUUGACUGAAGAUGAGAAAAACAAACUGCGAGGGUCGUACAAGGUGGCUCGCAAGCUGGAAAAGCUUGAAGGCGCCGGCGGCGACCGCUCGUACAGUGAUGACGACGAAGACGAGGAAGAAAGUGAGGACUUCACUGGGGACUUUCCCAGCCUGGACAGCACCUGCAGUGGCCAAACUUCUCCCGAUGCUUCUCUUACAGCAGGUUUAGUGACCUCUCCGCCCUUAUCGUUGAACCCUCCAACUCUGACGGAAAGCAUGCAAAUGAUGGACGAAAUUCUGUCAGACGGCCUCAUGGACAAAGUGGAGAAGAUGGAGCGGCUGGAGGCAGUCCUGUCGGCGGCCACCUCCAGUCUGGACCGGCUGGCGUCGGACUCUGCCGAACAGUCGCUGUGCGUGUGUCAGUGCCACCAGCGCGACGUGCUGCACGUUUCCGCCACCACCUCGCCCAUGAACUCAAUCGCCCCCUCCGCGCCCCGCGCCGAGGUCGCCAGCCAAACGCUGGCUACCGGCGACAUUGUAAUCACCAGGAUUUUUUUCACCGAAGAGGAGAAGGAGCGAGAGAAAACGCUCACUCCUCGGGGGGACGAAUGAAUUUCGAUUGGACGGGCGAAUUAGGUUUGGUGGUUUUCCACUUUUACGUUGAUUCUCAUCGACAAGGAAACUUUUAGGAUGCUAUGUUUUAGUUAGUGGGAAAUUUAUUUUUAGCGAGUUUUGAAAUAAAAUCAAAGUCGAAGGUUUUUGGGAGUAAUGUUGUUCUGUAAAAGGAUCGAAAAUAGAAUGUUCAAUUCAGGUUACGUUUAAUUGUGAUUUAAUUGUUUGUAAAAAAUAAACCAAUUAAAAUAUAGCAUCCUAAUAGGUCCUUGUGAGCUGUUUUUGGUCCUCGGCGCCAUAGUACUUUUUUAAUUUAUUGCUACUCCAUCAUUCAAUGACAUUAAAGAGGUUAGAACUUUGCCAGAAUAUUUUAUUUAGUUCAAAAUGAAGUGAUUUUUUCUUUUUUUAACUACACCAAAUUAUUUAGUGUUUGUGUUCACUCAACAUCGAUUUUUUUUAACCACUUGCGGUGUCCUCACAACCUUUUUGUAGACAAUAAUCUGAUCUUGAGUUUUUGUUGUUGAUAUGUGCAUCAUUUUCAUUGUUUGUUUAUUAUUCCAAUACAUUCCGGCGUGAAAGGGAUUUUUAAUCGCGUGUUUCUUCCCUGUUUUAUUUACAUUUAACUUUCACUGGGAAAAGUGCCAAACCUAAUUAUCACACACUUAUUGUGCCCACAUUUUGUUUUCAAGAAGGAAAUUUUCCCAGUAUUAGCCAGUAGACAAUAUAGCGAUGCAAAGUGCUCACUAAAUUUUUAACAAUUGCUAAUAGUUUUUGGAAUAUUAUUUGUUAUAUAUUUAUUGGUCACAUACACUUGCUACAACUGAGAGUGUGUGAAUUAGUGCCUAUUAAUGAAUUUUGCAUGAAUGAGCAGAGCUGUAACUUCGUGUAACACGUGCAAUGACAAAAUGAUGUUUUGUGGUGAUGAACAAAAGUGCAGCUAAAUGAGUGAGUCGUCAGUGGUUGAAAAUGGUAACUUACUAGUAGACUCUCUGGGCUUUCUAAAUUUAUAAUUUAAAAUAUUUUUAUAAAGAGUUGAAUUUCAGACUUUCUUAAUUUUAUUUAAAAAAAGGUUAAAUGGUAAAAUGAAACUGUAGAAGAAAUGAUAAAUUUUUCCAAGAUGUUACGGUCAGUGUUUAAAUCAUUCAAAAAAAUAAAUGAGAGUAGCUCUGACUCUGUCAAUUCUCUUUUUAAUAAUUUCUUAACUGGCUGUACCUAAAAUCUUCGAAUUUUUCUGAUGCCAUCAAGAUUUGGAAUUUCCUUUCUAAAAUCUUCAAAUCGCCAUUGUUGCAUAAAUUUCCUCGCAGGUAAAAUUGGAUCAUAAAUAAUUACGCCUUUUAUAUAAAAACUAAAUUUCGUUGAACAGAAAGCCCUCAGAUCUCAGAAUCAGCUUUUAUUUGUUACCAUUAUCAAAUACUGCCGAUUUCACUCAAAAAAUAAAAGGAUCGCAUACAUACAAAAUUAAUUCAAUGAGCUCUCAGAUUUCUUAAUAUCAACAAUUAAGAAUGUCUGACGACAUGCCUUAUGUGUUGAACAAGUAUUCACACUACUUGAUAUAUAUACAGGUGAUUUUAUGAUACAUAAUUAUUAUAUAUACACAUACCCACACCUCUUCUAAAGCGUCAGAAUGGUUGACUUAAAAAAAAUAUUACUUUCAUUGCAUAAUCUGUGAUUACUUGAGCUGGUCGGAGCUCAAUGUUGAAUGUUGAUGGUUCUUGUGAUCGCACCCCCCAAAUAAUUUCGCUUUAUUCUCCUUUUAUUAUUGUGAGUAACCGCUUGAAAAACGUACUUAAUAUCUAUCCCAAUUUGUUUGAUUAACACUCUACAUAAUAUGUGUUGAAAUGACACACAUUGCUCACUAAAUAAUGAUACACUCACGUGACAAAAAAAGCGAGUUGAAUUCACGUGAAAACUAUUUUCUAUAUAUUAUUAUAUCCCCCCAAUGAAUUUUAAUGACACACACACUGGCCAUAUUUUAUUAAAGGUGUAAAUAUAUCACGCUUUUCAUGUUCAAAGUAAGCAGUUCAAUUUUUGAAAACGGUCGCCUCUGUAAUCAAUCGCAAAAGAAAAUUGUGCAUCUAUAGGGACGUAGCUCGUAUACACGUACACCGGGAAUAUACUGACGAUAUUAAUUAAUACUUGAUAUAAAUAAUAGCUAGUCGUAGCAGCAGCAGUGUAUCUGGAGAAUGAUUAUGAGACACACUUCUUAAUUAAGAAUGAUAGACAACAACUCAUCUUUUGGGGGACAUCAACGGGGGAUGUAUAUAAUAGUUGAUUAUUUAUCAAUAAAUUUAUUAUUUACCAACAA